Molecule: messenger RNA, 228 nt
Organism: Racocetra fulgida
Lineage: Eukaryota; Fungi; Glomeromycota; Glomeromycetes; Diversisporales; Gigasporaceae
Source: the annotation of a GenBank genome assembly
CUAACAGGUUACUUAAGUGAACCUGGGCAAUCGAAUGAGAGUGCCCAAAUUCACGCUCAUUUAGACACCACAAAAGGUGUUAGUUCAUCUAGACAGCAGGACGGUGGCCAUGGAAUAGGCAGGCGUGAAGGUCGUGAAGAAGUCAUGGGUGUAAACCUUGAUGGAACGGUCUUUAGUGCAGAUCUUGGUGAUAGUAGCAAAUAUUCAAAUGAGAACUUUGAAGACUGA